AUGACUAUCCAGUACGCCAAAAACCAACCAGCGGGUUUCAAAAACCGUAUUGAGCGCGUCGCCAUCAUUGGUGCCAGCGGACAGGUUGGUCGACCCAUCACCGACGCUCUCCUCCAGACCGGGAAGCACAUUGUUACUGUCAUCACUCGCAGUGACAGCCAGAAUAAGCUCCCCGAAGGCGUCAAGGUCGCCCAGGUAAACUACGAAGAAGAGGCCACUCUGGUCGAGGCACUCAAGGGCCAGCAGGUGCUAAUCAUAUCUUUGGCCGUAACGGCAGCACCUGAUACACAGGCCAAGAUCAUCAGUGCUGCGGCUAAGGCGGGUGUUCCACAUGUCAUGCCAAACGCCUGGGGCGGAGACACCCAGAACAAAAAGCUCGCGGCCGAGAACUUGACAGGUGAGGCUUACCUAGCUGGAAUCCAAAACAUAGAGGACAGUGGUAUAUUUUGGACGAACCUGUGCUGCUCCUUCUGGUACGAGUACUCUCUCGCCCUGCCGUUUGCCUACGGCUUCGACGUGCCUAACAAAAAGGUCACCUUCUACGACGACGGCAAUGUCCGCAUCAACACAUCAACGUGGCAGCAGUGCGGCCGCGCCGUCGCCUCCUUCCUGAGCCUCAAGGCGCUACCAGAGGACGAGAACGACAAGUCGCCAACCGUAUCCGCAUGGCACAACAAGUCUCUCUAUGUAUCCAGCUUCCUCCUCUCUCAACGCGAGAUGCUCGACAGCAUCCAACGCGUGCAAGGUACCACGGAUGCGGACUGGCAGAUCACGCAUGAGCCGGUCGUGGAGAGGUACAAGAGAGGUCUUGACAUGCUCCAGGCCGGCGAUAGGAAUGGGUUCGGCAUCGCACUGUAUGCUCGUACCUUCUUCCCCGGUGGCGACGGCGACUACGAGCACAGCCGCGGUCUGGAUAACGAUAUCCUUGGCCUGCCCAAGGAGGACCUCGACAAGGCGACCGCGAGGUCAUUGCACAUGUCGGGCUCUGACUGGAACCCAUUCGCCAGCAGAACAAAUGCCAAGAUAUAUGAUUAG
Molecule: messenger RNA, 1035 nt
Organism: Talaromyces proteolyticus
Lineage: Eukaryota; Fungi; Ascomycota; Eurotiomycetes; Eurotiales; Trichocomaceae
Exons: 2
Coding region: 1-1035 (344 amino acids)
Source: RefSeq, a predicted model, not a curated record